Messenger RNA from Pristis pectinata (smalltooth sawfish), 5344 nucleotides. RefSeq lists its product as uncharacterized. Bases 755 to 4594 code for a protein of 1279 amino acids. Lineage: Eukaryota; Metazoa; Chordata; Chondrichthyes; Rhinopristiformes; Pristidae. Gene Ontology annotation, molecular function: protein binding; GTP binding. The transcript is spliced from 4 exons. The record is from RefSeq and is a predicted model, not a curated record.
UCCACUUACUUGAAACUCGGCUAACGACUGUGGGUGCGGAGAGCGAGUCCUCUCCCACAACUCUGCGGCAGGCUUGUUAUCGCCUUCUACUGUACAGGAUGUGCAUCGCUCUCAUUUCCUUCAAUGGUUCGAUGUUAUUGAGGCCAAUGUCACUGUUUCUCGGAAAGUCUCUUCGUGUAGAAGAACGAAACUGAUGAAUGAAACAGAAAGCGAAUCUGCAGAACUGCGACCCAGUCUGCUGCGGAGCGGGAACCCACUGCAGCCCUUGCACAGCUCCGGGACAUCCUUCCCCUGCACAUAUCCCCACUUGCAUCGGUGUCAUCUCCAGGAUCUGUCGAAAGAGCCUCGGCUCAUCUGAGCUCUCAGGACGGGGCUUUUAGUCAGCCCAAUGAGGUUCCGAGCCUGACCGACGUGCUGAGAGUGCCGGAGGGGGCUGCCAGCGAGACCCUCCGUACCACCGACGAGCUGCAAUCCCCCGUCAGCUGCAGACGGAGGCUUCAUCUACCACCUCCACUCGGAAACAACGAACAGACUCAGACUAUUCUGCCUCUCUUUAUCGAUUUAAAUCUUCAUCCCAGACAACAUCCUGAUGAAUCUCCUCUGCACCCUCUCCAGAAGUCAUGUCCUUCCUAUCAUGUGGUGACCAGAACUGCGCACAGAGGGCCAUGUGGUGACGAGGAUGUUGUGACCCUGUUUCACGAUACAGAUAGAUUGAGUCACUGAGUUUCCUGCGUCUCCAGCUCCUGGUGCAGUGAUGAAUCAGGUCAGGCAACUGGCCACUCUGGGCCGUCCAUUCCAGUUGGGAACGCUGUAUGACUGCCGGUCAGACACCCUGAUCCCAGGUGUCACCUUGUGGGACUUACAGACACUGCAAAGCAACCUCAAUUGUUGUGCUCAGCCCAGCACUGAGUUUCACAUCAUUGCAUCAGACUCCAUGGAGAAGAAAGCCGCUGCACUCAAUGUGUCGGGAUCACUGAAAGCCAGUCUCCUGUGUGGGUUAGUGGAAGUAAAUGGAUCUGCAAAAUAUCUAAAUGACUCAAAGCAAUCAAAGAGACAGGCACGUGUUACCCUUCAGUACAAAACAACAACCAGGAUUGAAGAACUGACGAUGAGCCACUUAGGAAGACAGAAUGUUGCCUACCCGAGCGUGUUUGAUGAAGGAUCAGCAACCCAUGUCGUUACAGCAGUGCUGUAUGGGGCCCAGGCUUUCUUUGUCUUUGAUCAAAUGGUUUCUUCAGCAGAGAACAUGCAGGAUAUUCAGGGUAAUAUAGAGGUGACAAUUAAAUGUCUUCCAAUGAUUGCAGGUCAGGGUGAUGCAGCCCUAACAAUGACAGAAGUACAGAAGUCUCAUUCGGAGAAACUUAGCUGCACCUUUUAUGGGGAUUUCUCACUGAGAAACAACCCCACCACAUUUCAGGAUGCCAUCGGUAUCUAUGCAAGCCUCCCAAGCUUACUGGGAUCAGGUGGGGAGAAUUCAGUGCCCGUGAGUGUCUGGCUCUACCCUCUCAAUAAACUAGACUCAAAAGCUAUUCAGCUGGUGAGGGAGAUAAGCAUGGGAUUGGUCAAUCAGUGCCAGCAGGCCCUGGAACAGUUGAAUGAGACAGUGCAGAGAUGCAAUGAUAUGAUGAAUGACAGUGUCACCAUUCAGUUUCCUGAGAUCAGGGACAGGAUACAGCAAUUCCGAGAGAUGUGUCUGGAAUACAAACUGGUUUUCCAGAGGACUUUAGCCAGAGUUUUGCCGUCCAUCCGGGGAGGUGAGGAGGAGGGAGGAUUACUGGUGGAUAUACUGCAGAACAAGGAACAGUCACCAUUCAAACACCAGUCAUUGAUCACAUGGCUGGAUGACAAGGAAUGGGAGAUGAUGGUGGUGAGGUUUUACCUCAAGAAGUUGGAUGAUAUUCCUAUUGUAAAAUCAAGGAGAGAGUUGGAUGAAGAAGUGAUGAAUCCAGCAACAGACUAUGUCAUCUGCUUCACAUUUACAGCAUUGCAUCAGGAGGAUCUCUAUGUGUUAAAGGCAAUCGACUACCUCCGAUCUCACACAGAUCAGAAAAUGCAGACAGCAGCUCCUGAUAAUGAAGCCUGUGCAUCACAACACGGCGAGCAGUGGUUUAAUUCACCGUCCACAAACGAGAAAAUGAAGGACCAAUGUCAGUCAUUCCUGGAUUUUGCCACAGCUAACAAAGAAAAUGGGAAAAUAAAAUUCCUUGUUGCUUCUGUGAAGGACGACAGCAACCGAGGAGCGUCUAUUUACCUCUAUGAAGGAGGGUCUUUGAUAAACCAGUGCUUUGAACCCCCGUCACAGCCCCAGAGACCUACGACUAUUGCAACGACACAUGACAGUGUGACUCUGCAGUUACAGCCACCCAGACAUGGUGCUGGUGAAAUUGUUGGUUACACGGUAGAGUACAGAGGGUGGUGGCAGGAGGACUGGUCAACUCUACAUACACCUGAUAAAUCCCACUCCGUCAUAAUACCUGGGUUACAGCUACACCAGGAGUAUCAUUUCCGAUACAGAGCAGUGACCAAGGUAGGGGUCAGCAAGGUGAGUGAUAGCUGCAGGGCCAUGACAUGUCCUACAAGCCCACCUGGUGGACCGGUCUUGCAGGGUUUUUCGUCCAUCGGAACACUCUCCUGGGAUGGUCCAACACAAAUUGGAACUAAUGUCAAAAUAGUUCAGUACAGGACUGAGUACAGAGAAGAAACAGCAGUUGGGUCCAACACGGAGGGCGGACUGUCGGAGAAAAUAAAGACAACAGACAGCCAAUGUCACUAUCAUUUCGAGGGUCUGAAACCUAAUACAGUCAACAGAGUCCGAGUGUCUGCUGACUGUGGAGAAGCAGGUUCCAGGGCACCAAGUGAAGCAGUUCUAGCAAAGAUAGGAAAUGAAGCAACCAGAAUAGCCCAGAAACUUCGCAGAGAAGCUAAAUUAAUAUCCAAAGGACACCCUUCCAUUUACAAGCUGAAGCUGCAGAAGGAGGUGUUUCAUCAGUCCAGACACUUUGUGAAAUGUUCCUUUGGAAAACGCAACAUAAAAUGCUCAAUGAAGACAAUUAUGGUUCUGGGAGCAACAGGGUCGGGGAAAACGACCCUCAUCAAUGGGAUGAUCAACUACAUCUUGGGCGUGGAAUGGACGGACAACUUCAGAUACACGUUAAUACACGAAGAGACAGGAAAAUCCCAGGCUGAAAGUCAGACAUCCUACAUCACUGCCUACCAACUCCACCAUCAGGAAGGAUUUAAAAUUGAUUACUCUCUGACUAUCAUUGAUACGCCUGGAUUCGGAGACACCAGGGGGAUAAGCCAAGAUGAACAGAUAACUGACAACAUCCGUGAGUUUUUCACCUCCCCACAGGGUGUUGAUCAGAUCGACGCAGUGUGUUUUGUUGUUCAAGCCUCUUUGGCUCGCCUGACUCACACACAGAAAUAUAUCUUUGAUUCAAUUCUUUCUAUUUUUGGCAAAGAUAUUGCAGAGAGUAUUCAUGUACUGGUGACAUUUGCAGAUGGACAGCAUCCACCCGUUCUACAGGCUUUGCAAGUAGCUGAGGUACCGUGUACCAAAGACGAAAACGGUAGGCCAGUACACUUCAAGUUUAACAAUUCUGCCAUAUUUGCUCAGCGUCCAGCCUCUGGAAACUCUACAAACAUGGGAAGUUUCGAUAACAGCGGGGACACAGAAGAGGAUGAUGAUAACUUUGAUGCGAUGUUCUGGAAGAUGGGAGAAAACAGUAUGAAGAAAUUCUUUCAGGCCCUGACCACAAUGAAAGCAAAAAGUUUACGUUUGACCAGAGAGGUUCUGAAGGAACGUCAGCAGCUGGAGGUUGCAGUGGAGGGUUUGCAAAUAAAGAUCCGAGUCGGGCUGACCAAAUUGGAGGAACUCAGGAAAACGCAGCAGGUUAUGAACCAACACCAGACUGACCUGGAUGCAAAUAAAGACUUUGAGUAUGAGGUUGAAAUUACAGUUGCAGUACAGGAAGAUGAACGUAGGUCUGGUAAUUACAUAACCAACUGUCAGAAAUGUCGAUUCACCUGCCACUAUCCCUGUCAAAUUCCUAAUGAUGAUGAAAAAAGAGGAUGUGCAGCAAUGGACAGGGAUGGGUACUGUAAAAUCUGUCCCCAAAAAUGCGUCUGGAGUUUUCACUUCAACCAGAAGUACAGGUUUGAGUAUAAAACAAAGAAAGAGAAGAGAACAUACAAAGAGCUGAAAGAAAAGUACGAGAAGGCCUGUGGUGAGAAGAUGACAACGCAGAAAGUCAUGGAGACCCUUGAGAUUGAGUUAGCUGAGGUUCGGAACGCAGUGCUGGAACUGAUACAACAAUUAACACAGAGCAUUAGAAGACUUGAAGAAAUAGCUCUGAGACCAAACCGGUUAUCCACCCCAGCUUACAUUGACCUCCUGAUUCAGUCUGAGAAAGAAGAGGCAAAGCCUGGUUUCAUGGAGCGAAUUCAGGCACUGCAGGAGAUCAAGGAAUGGGCAGAUUUCGUACAGAAAUUUCCUGAAGGACAGAAACAACAUACAAAGGGAUCUGGAGAAAGGAUUGGAAAAACCAUUAAGAAGAAGUGUGCAGAUGUGGUUACUUGGUUCACUGGUCACUAGCGAACAUUCCAGCUGUUUCCAAUGGGGACCAGAUGUUUCACUCGGCCAAUAAACAAGUCUCUCAUUCCAAUUCACCCUCCUUCUCCUCCCCAGACUUACGCCACACCUUCGGUCCUCAACGCUCCUCUCCCUCACCCCACUGGCUGGCACCCACCUCACCUGGGUCCAGUCACCGCCAGAGGUUCACCUGCAAUGGCUUCCCACCCCUAUCCCUGUCCACUGGUACCUGAGGACAGCCCCAAGAAUCCAUUCACAUCCCCUCCUGUUCCCCAUCUGUGUCCCAUCCCUUGGAAACAACACUGGAAUCACAGCGUCCAUUUCCUGUGGACACAGGCUGCCCCCAGCUCCACCUUCCCACCUCCUCCCUCAAACCCCACUCUCUCCGUGCUGUCAGAUGACACAUUCCCCCAUCCAGUGCCGGAUGACGGGAAAUCUUCUCCCAGCUCUGUGCUGCUCCCGGGCCACUGUCAGAGUCUGACCCACAGGCUGCUGGGAGAGGUGGAUGUGUUCCAUGAUAUUCACAGCAGAAAAAUUGCAAACUGGGAAAAAUAGAGCAAUAUUUUCCGUCAAACGGUAUAGGAGGCUAUUCAGUCCGCUGAGUAAAUGCUGGUUUCAAAUCAACAUCAUCGGAUCCCUGACUAUGCAAGUGUAGAUGAAGCCUGGCACCGACUUUUUUGCCAAAACUUCCCUACUACUGACUCGGAUCCUUGUAAUUUCCUGGUUUAUUCCUUCUUGAAUAGAGCUGCCACA